ACGCUUCGAUGAGCGUAGACGAAAUUAUCAUACGCCAGACGGCACAGGCGGGAACUCACCACCAGGAGAUGGAGAUGGCCCAGACUUGACGAAUCCUCUUACUGCAACGCCAUCUCGAUUCUGCAUGUCCGAAUCCAAUGGACAGCCAUGUGAGCUCUUUGCCCUGGCAGUUACAUACAACACAACACACCACUCACCCAAAUCUAGACUUCCUUGGCUCCUCAUCAAAUUGGUCAUUCUCUCGCCAAGUCCUAAGCGUCACCCAUGAACAUGUCUGCCAAUCUCCGCUGCCAACAAACAGCCUCCUCUUCGACGGCUUCGCCUAUGACCUGGGCUGGGAUGGCUCCCGAACAACGCAGACGCUCGACAACAGACUCAUCCCGAGCCACGACUACGCCAUUUUCCUCAUCAACGCUGUCAAGUUCCACUGUGGGCAAAUGUUCCACCUCUUUGAAGAAGAAGAAUUCAUGCUCCACAUGCAGACGUUUUACGCCAAAUCCUCGACCGAUAAUAGAGCGGAGGAAAACAGCCUCUGGUACAUCCACUUCCUCGUGAUCCUGGCGUUUGGCAAGAGCCUUAUCCAGAGAAAGACGCAGGGGAAUAACAGGCCGGCCGGGGCGGAUUUCUUCGUGCGGGCGCUGCAGCUUCUGCCUGAUGUUACGGCGCUGUGUAAAGAGCCUAUCAUGUCGACGGAGAUUCUGUGCUCGAUGGCGUGGUAUUAUCAAGCAUUGGACUUUCGACAUGCAGCGCACAACUUUAUUGGGCAAGCCAAAAGCGUGGCAAUGAACCACGGAAUGCAUACAGACAUGCCUGUCAUGGACUUGGGACCGGGCCUAGUCCAACGAUGCCGCAAGAUCUGGUGGACAGUCUACGUUCUCGACCGGCAAAUGACCUCAUUGAUGGGGCUGCCUCAAUCAACUCUGGACGAGGGCGUCUUUUGCCAGCUUCCGUCAUAUCCAGGUUCCGUUCACCGUACCACUGCACUGAGCAUGCAGAUCAAGUUUGCUCGAAUCAUUGCAGAAAUAAGUAGCACCGUCUACGGGGCAAACGGCCGCCUCAAUAAGAAAUUCGUCCUGAGCACAAAGUCGGUGCUGCAAAGCAUCGUUGCCGUGGCCGAUGAGCUGCGUACUUCGUUUCCGUUGUUUGCGGAUGAGCGCUUUGACGGCAUCUCGAGACUUUCUGCCCACCUGCACCUCCUUUACUACCAGUGCAUCAUCCUCGCGACCCGACCUCUACUUUUGUGCUGUCUGAUCAAGAGAUUCAACUCCCCGCUCGAGGCGGACUCGUUGGUGGCAUCGCCAAAGGUUCGGAACCCGCUUCAGAUGUGCGCAGAGUCGGCUAUCCAGAUUUUGAACAUUCUCGAUCGACUAAGAGCGCAGGGGCUGCUUGAAACAUUCCUUCCACUAGAUCUAGACUCUCUCUUCGUAUCAACAAUCGCCCUACUCGUCGCCCGCGGGGUCGACUCGCGUCUCAUAGAGAGCCAAGUCCCCUGGCUCGAUAAGUCGCACGCCAUCGUCGGAGAAAUGGUAGCAAGCGGCAACCUCAUCGCCGAGUUCAGGGAGAAGGAGAUGCAAAAGUUGGAGGAGAUGCUGCUCGGUUUUGACGCAACCAGACCGAGGCUAUUGGCGGACUCGACGAACAUUGUCGCACAGCAGCAGCCAUUACCACAACCAGACUGGCAACAACAGGCAGGCGUACCAGCCCCUCUCCUACCGGCCCCUUUGCCGGCGGAAACGAGAUUGCCGUUGAGUCAAGAAACGACGUUGCCGGCGUACAGAGAGUUGAGCAAAGACAGCAGCAGUCAGGCGGAGGACUUGACGACGCAGCAAAUUAUAGACGUUGUCAACUCAAUGGAAUGGGAGGACAACGAGUGGAUGUCAUUCACAAUGGUCCAGGAUGAAUGAAGCAUGAAGCUGUGGGUCUUUUUGGGGGUUGUCGUUUGUAAGAAGAAUGCACCCUUAAUUCAUUCCUUUAAAAGUUUUAUUUUCUUCCUGAGUCGAUUAAUAUCUGUGACACCGACUUUUUUUCGGUAUCGCGAAACAUACAGCAGCGACUGGUAAACCUUAACGUUUACAGUCAACCAAGCUGAACCAACUAAGAGUCUCUACAACAGCAACUCUACGUUGACAAUUCGCAUUCUCCCCUUUUGGGUAUUAGUUCGCAACCGCGGCGAGAAGUUGUCAGAUAAUCAACAAACUAACCCCCGGACUGGUUAGUGGAGCUACGUUGCAACCAACAUCCUCGCGACCGAUCGACCACCAAAAAGCCUAUACGCAACUCGGGUUCGGUCCC
Molecule: messenger RNA, 2292 nt
Organism: Colletotrichum phormii
Lineage: Eukaryota; Fungi; Ascomycota; Sordariomycetes; Glomerellales; Glomerellaceae
Exons: 5
Coding region: 138-1904 (588 amino acids)
Biological process (GO): positive regulation of transcription by RNA polymerase II; DNA-templated transcription
Cellular component (GO): nucleus
Molecular function (GO): sequence-specific DNA binding; zinc ion binding
Source: RefSeq, a predicted model, not a curated record